GCAUGUGGAGACAGCCCUGCUGAACCGCAAGCAGCUCGUUUUUCCGACACACGUGAAGCGGUCCCGGUUGUUGAACACUUCGUUCCGUUGCCAAGGAAACUGAGAGACUAAACUCGACCGAGCAGAAUCAUGUCAGCCGACGGUGUGUUCAGGACCCGCUCUCUCGGCGUAGCCGCCGAGGGUCUUCCGGACCAGUACGCCGACGGCAAAGCGGCGAAGGUCUGGGAGCUGUACAUCGGAGACACGCAGAGCCGGACCCAGGAGUACAAGAGCUGGGUGCUGUCUCUGCUGAGGGAGCGAGGGGUGCGCAAAGUGCUGGAUGUAGCCUGCGGAACAGGAGUUGACUCCAUCAUGCUGGUGGAGGAGGGCUUUAAUAUGGUGAGCGUGGACGCCAGCGACAAAAUGCUCAAGUACGCACUGAAGUCGAGAUGGGUGAGAAGAAAAGAACCGGCUUUCGACCAGUGGGUGAUCGAAGAGGCCAACUGGUUGACGCUAUCAGAGGAUAUUCAGAAACCAGGGCCGGGCUUCGAUGCCGUUAUCUGCCUCGGGAACUCAUUUGCCCACUUACCCGACUUUAAAGGGGACCAGAGUGACCAAAAGUUGGCCCUUCAGAAUAUUGCCAGUAUGGUCCGACCAGGAGGGAUCCUCAUCAUCGACCACCGGAACUACGACUUCAUCCUGGAGACCGGCCGGGCACCGCAGGGCAAAAACAUCUACUACAAGAGCGAUCUACCUCAGGACAUCUCCACGUCGGUGCUGUGGCUCGACAAUAAGCCGCACAUGAUCACUUUGGACUACACCAUCCACGUGCCGAAGGCCGCCAUCCAAGACAUUCCUGAAGUCAGUAAAUUCCGGUUGUCCUACUACCCUCACUGUCUGGAGAGCUUCACGGGGUUACUGAAGGGCGCCUUCAACGGCCACAUGGAGCACAGCGUCUACGGCGACUUCAAGACGUACGUCCCCGGCCAAUCUCAGGUGCCGUGCUACUUCAUCCACCUCUGUAAAAAAACAGCCUAGGAGCCGCGCCGGCCCGCCAGCGCACACACACACAUGGCUUUGAACAAAUGUUUAAUCUUAGAGCUUUGAACAAAAUACAAAUAUCUUGAUUAUAAGAACACGUCUUAACAGUGAUUUAUUUAUUUUUUCCUCCCUGUAAUUUAUACUUCUGCAAAAAUGUAAAACUACGAGAAACAAUUGGUUGAGUCUGAUCUCUGUUGACUCAAAUAGUUACCGUCUAAAUGAAAUAGUUCAUGUCGCCCGGAGGCGUGUUAUAUGUUUCGGGCGGAAGGAAAUCCUUUGUCACAUCAGGUCACAGGACUGUCUCCUGAUUGGCCGCGGGGUAAACUCACUGUGGUUCUUCUAUUGGACAACUGUGGUGGUUCUGUUGGACCUCUGUGGUGCGGUCUACCUUGUUUCCGCCUCCCGCCUCUCUAACCUGUGAAGCCGUGAGAUGCUGCUGUUCACUCGAGAUAUUUCCUCAUGAUGGAACACUUGGUAUUAAUCGGUGUCAUGUACAAAGUGAUAAGAUAUAUUCUUAGACGAUUGUAUUUUUUUAAGUUUACAACAAAGGUCUUAAAAGAUAAAGCAGCUGUGUCUUGUAGGGUAGUCGUUUUCUUUUGCUUGUGUUUUCGAGCUGGAAAUGGCAAAUCAAACGGAUCUGAAGGCCGACUGCCUUUCUUUAAGUUCAGGCACAUCUGGCACAAUUCAUUACUUUUACAGGAGCCCCCCCCCCCUGUUCAAAAGUAGUCUUCCACAACAUUGUGGACGUCACAUAAAAGGCCUUGUUAUGCUGUUUGGAGUGGAGCACAGUGUAGGUAUCAACAUCCUCCAGCUACAGAGCUAAAUGACCUCUGACCUUGACCUCCUCUGAAGAUAAACAGAGUGAACGGAUUUCUGCUCAGGCUCUUGAGAGAACCACUUCUCAUAUUUAAAUUGAAUUUGCCUUCUUUUUUGUGCAUUUAAUUGAGGUUGUGUAUAACAGUUGUUUAAUUUCCUUAAUGUUAUGGUACAAUGAACUUUAGUUUAUUCAAGCUGAAAAUAGACAAUGUUUUGUCAAUGAUAAGCAUUAGAGUCAAACAUCAUUAGUCCCAUUUGAAGAUUUAUCCAAAACCAGAAUCAUAAAGUCAGUAACUUUAAGGUGAGUGUACUAAGUUGGUAAAAUCAAUGUAAGCAGUUGCAUUACAGUAAUAAAACGGGAAACACAAAGGGUCUUUUAAAAUUGUUAUCAACCAAAGAUAUUUGAAAAGUGUUAUCUUCUGCUCAAUCUGGGAAGGUUUUGUGUGAGUUUACUCGAAUAACAAGGGGGACGUGAUGGAUAGAAUAAUUUAUUUUCUGUAUUCUUUCAGGUUAAAAUAUUUUUGCUUUGAAAACCAAAUGUACAAACGAAUGAGAAAGGAGCUCCGUGUGAACCAAAUGUUACGGUGCAGCAGUAGUUUGUGAUUUGAGAUCAACGGCAGGUUCAGAAAGUGGUGAUUCUGGCCAGAUGUGUGAGUGUUGCCUUGAAGUCCAUGUAGAGAUCAAAGUGUCUUAUAUGUUGAAAUAAAAAAGUGCAAACAUUUUGUAAUGAAGACUAUUGGAAUUAUUUUGCAUGAAAUUAAAGACCAUUUUUCAAAUGAUUAA
Messenger RNA from Pseudoliparis swirei, 2619 nucleotides. RefSeq names its product glycine N-methyltransferase (gene gnmt). Gene Ontology annotation, biological process: one-carbon metabolic process; S-adenosylmethionine metabolic process; protein homotetramerization. The record is from RefSeq and is a predicted model, not a curated record. Gene Ontology annotation, molecular function: identical protein binding; glycine N-methyltransferase activity; S-adenosyl-L-methionine binding. NCBI's taxonomy places the organism in Eukaryota, Metazoa, Chordata, Actinopteri, Perciformes, Liparidae. The transcript is spliced from 6 exons. The coding region runs from base 130 to 1017 and encodes 295 amino acids. Gene Ontology annotation, cellular component: cytosol.